This is a messenger RNA of Botrytis deweyae, 1905 nucleotides long. RefSeq lists its product as uncharacterized. The coding region runs from base 1 to 1905 and encodes 634 amino acids. NCBI's taxonomy places the organism in Eukaryota, Fungi, Ascomycota, Leotiomycetes, Helotiales, Sclerotiniaceae. The transcript has 5 exons. The record is from RefSeq and is a predicted model, not a curated record.
AUGUCAUUGAAGAAAGAUUCCAGGCACCAUAACUUCCUGAAGAAACAUCGUCUAGGACCUAUUAGAAUCAGUACAUCAGAUUAUUCGUCGUCUCCUCUUGUCUGUAUAAGAAGCUAUACUAAAUUCGACAAAAUUGUAGAAGAGAUAACGUGGAGAAAAAACCACCAAACGGCAUUCGAAAUUGGAAGGAUGUCUUUCGAAGAUGAUUCACUAUGUCCAAAAUGUCGACGGGUGGAUUGGAGAGAGCUCGCUGAGCGACCGCUGGACCCAGAAUUUAACCGUAAAAAACGUGAUGAAGACGAGCAAGUUACAUUCUUAGGACGAUUCGUUCAGACCAUGACAAAGAGUCACAACCAGCUGAAAUCUGCAAAAUGUAGAGUUUGCCUGAUUCUUUCCAUCAUCAAAGAUGAGGAUAAGCCGAAGAAGUUGUACGUUGACCAACCCAACAUCCGCAACCUUGAAGUCACGACCCUUGGAAGCGAAGUGCUGCUUGAACCCCCGAUAUGCAGUCAAGGCAGUCUUGAACUUUUACAAAUCGGCAAUUGGCACAGCUUCAACGAUGAAACUGAGUCGGGUUAUGGCUAUAGGCAGGGUAAGCUAUACAUUGCAUUGAUUGCUCCCGGAAAAGACCCCGCACCACAUAGAAUCCCACCUUUCAUUGGGGAUUUUACUUGGAUACGAAAUGCCAUCUCAGAGUGUUGCCAACAAUAUGAGAGCUGCCUCGGCGCAAAUCCACUGUUUGUGCCUGAACUUCUCGUCAUUGACUGUCUGGCUGCCUCUUCGACUCUUUCGCUCGUUCCACUACCCAAAUCAUGCAAGUACGUCGCCUUGUCUUACGUUUGGGGAUGUGCACACACCACUAUUACCAAGGUUCCAGCUGUGAUCAAGGACGCUAAUGAGGUUACCUUGAAGCUGGGUCUGAGGUUUAUUUGGGUCGACAGAUACUGCAUUAGACAGGACGACCCAGAGAAACACCGACUAAUUCUUUCCAUGGAUGAAAUUUAUGCUAAGGCUUAUAUAACCAUCACUGCCGCUGCCGGAAAGACGGCUGCUGAUGGGUUACCUGGGAUAAGCACCAUUCCUCCAGCAUUCAUGAAGGAUUGGAACAUUCUGCAGACACUGUUUGCAACCAAGAGGGCAGUGUUUGCGAUUCAGUUUCGAAUUGUCGAGUUUACUCGGCGACACCUAUCCUACCCCCAAGAUUCUCUCGAUGCCUUCCUUGGUGUUUUUGCAGCGUAUGAGCAACAGAGAGCAGCAUGCCCUGAAGUAUCGGUAGUGAUAGACUCGGCUUCGCCCAGUGUUUGCUUGCCGAGUCACGCCUGGGGAUUACCUUUCAUAGAUGGCGUCCCAUUGCUACAUUGGUAUCAUCCAGAACCACCCAAACGGCGAAGACCAGAUUUUCCUACCUGGUCAUGGUCUGGAUGGGAGGGAGGUAUCGAGUUUGAGGAUCAUUACCUCACCAAUUCGUAUGGAUCCACCGACUUAACAUAUGCACCGAUAUUUGUCGAGAUUCCAGACAAGUCGACUGAUUUUUACGAACAAAAAACCAAGUGUCUAGCUUGUCACAACCAUGUCAUGUUUGAGGAACAGGCUCCAGGGAUAUUCGCCGUAAUUCGUUUGACGUUGGGUAUUGAGCCUGAAGUUGGAGAACCAACAUUUGGUCUUCUUUUCACAACCGAAAUCGGCUCGGGGGAAGAGAAACGUUUCAGUAUUCGCGGCAUCAUAGUUCUACGAAAAGGCGACAAAGGCUUCACAAGAAUUGGGUGCAUGAGGUUGGAAGACUUCUGGGUGCGCAAACACGUCAGCAUCGAUGGUGCCUCAAUUGCUAAAGAAGUGAUGCCUCCAUUCAAUGAUAGGCGUUACUUUGGUCAAGAAUUUACAAGGCAGCGUAUCUGUCUCGAGUAA